This is a messenger RNA of Schistosoma haematobium, 750 nucleotides long. RefSeq lists its product as uncharacterized. Lineage: Eukaryota; Metazoa; Platyhelminthes; Trematoda; Strigeidida; Schistosomatidae. The coding region runs from base 1 to 750 and encodes 249 amino acids. The record is from RefSeq and is a predicted model, not a curated record. The transcript has 8 exons.
AUGGACAAUGAUUGUGAUGACCAAGACUUGAACUCUAGUAAAUCUGACAAUAACGAUUCCCUAUUUCGAGAUUUAUAUCAGUUUCCUCUUUCACCAGAUAUCAAGAACUCUACACUCAAUGCCGGUGAUGGCGUUAAUAUCACUGAUGUUUCCCAACUAAAGUUUAGUCCUAUAUACUCUAAUGACACUUCUUUUGACCAUCGCUCAAGUUUAUUUGAUAAUUCUGAUGAUACGACGUAUCAUAAUGUUUUGAAAUUGAAAGGAAUACCAGAGAUUUCCAUAAGCCAAAUUCCUGAGAGUGAACAGUCUCGAAAAAGUCUAACUGGUUUUAGUGAAAACGAUGAGAUUAAAAAGCAUUAUUCUUCUGAUAUACAAAAACAAGUAACCCCAAAUCUUCUGCUAAGGACUAAAAAUUUCAUGAAGAAACACCAUAGUUGCAUUGAUACCCCUCCAGCUCAUUGGAUAUCAGCACCAGUGGCCUUAACACCAAAUCGUGAUCUAGUUCACAGUUGUUCUUCCAUAGAGAAUGAAGUUUGUUUUCUGGUUAAUCAAGUACAGAGUACAGACUUUAUCACUUCAGUACAAUAUGCUCCGAAAUGUUAUAUAAAAUCACUUGAUUACGCACCUUCAUUUAGAACACCAUUUAAUGAGAUUGAUAACCCACCAAAACUACCGAAAUUCGAAGAUAACGUAGCUGCUACAGUGAGUGAAGUGCGUACGUGGAUAAACAAAAUAAUUGACGACAGCUAG